Messenger RNA from Fusarium fujikuroi IMI 58289, 1044 nucleotides. RefSeq names its product related to exostosin-like 3. Gene Ontology annotation, molecular function: glycosyltransferase activity. The record is from RefSeq and is a predicted model, not a curated record. The coding region runs from base 1 to 1044 and encodes 347 amino acids. Gene Ontology annotation, cellular component: membrane. The transcript has a single exon. Lineage: Eukaryota; Fungi; Ascomycota; Sordariomycetes; Hypocreales; Nectriaceae.
AUGGUUCCCGUUUCCCAGUCCAAAAGCUCCAGGCAUGGAGUUCUCGAAACGUGCAGCCUCUAUCUUCACAUUUUCCGCUCGCAUAUCUCCCGCCUCCUCCUCAACAAAACGUUCAUCUUGACAACAGUCGCGUCAAUUCUUAUCCUCGGUCUAACAUAUACGGACGCCAGCCAAAUCAUCCUACCCUUCAUAUCCUCAAACCAACAAGUGACUCCUGUUAUCGCAAGAACAGGGAGUCCUCAGGCUAUCUGGAAUGCGGCGAAGAUUAGAUAUAGCCAUCUAGAUGGCGACAAAUUCACCAUCGCUAUGCUUACUUACCGACGUCCGAAAGAACUGAAUCAUACGCUAUCAGUCUUACUCGAAGAAAAGAUCCCGUCACUCCACGAAAUUGUCGUCAUCUGGGGCGACGUUGAUGAUCUACCGCCAACGAACUUCACAUCUAAGCAUGGAGUUCCUGUGCGAUUUAGGAGAGGCCUACAAGACAGCCUUAACGAAAAGUUACGACCGGAUCCCGACUUCAAGACGCAAUCUAUACUCUUGACAGAUGACGAUGUGUACUAUCACCCCAGUGACCUUGAAUUUGUGUUCCAAACAUGGAAGAAAUUCGGACGGUAUCGUCUCACUGGCGCCCUCGCACGCUGCUACGAUAUGGAUGCAAAGGGUCAAUAUACCUAUAAUUUCUGUCCAGGAGAUAAGCGCGAAGAGUACUCGAUGAUCCUCACCAACCUUUGCUUUUCGCAUAUUUCUUUUAUGGAUUAUUACUGGUCUGAUGACAGCACCAUGGGAAAGGUUCGAGAAUAUGUCGAUGAACACUUCAAUUGUGAAGAUAUUGCGCUGAACUACGUCCAAGGAUUGCUCACAGGACAAGGGCCCCUGUUAGUGAGAGGCUGGGAAGAAUUUGUUAACCUCAGCCCUCCUGGCGGUAUUAGCUUAAGGCCUGGUCAUUUGGAGGCACGGAGCAAGUGUUUAAAUGAUUUUGCAAAUAUUUUCAAGUAUAUGACUUUGGUUCAUGAGACGGGAUAUAUUAAAAGAGGUGUUAAUUAG